GGACGCAGCCUCGGGUGCAGUCGUCACUCGCGUCUGGCUACCAGCUCCCCGCUGCCCUGCGCUCGGCGGGCUGGCAUCGGGCCCGGGCAGAGCGGAGCAGGUCUGAGGCGCUGAGUGUCGGUCGCGGCGGCGAGAAUCGGGAGGAGGAGGAGACCGCAAGGAUAGGCCCAGGAGCUAUGGAGUCCAAAGAAGAGCAAACAUUCACCAACAUGGAGAAUGCUCAGAAGGAAAAGGAAGAAAAGCGGCAAAUUACUAAUAAAGAGGAGCCCGUGGCCCUCCCUUUGGAAGCUGGAGAAUACUUGGUGCCUAGAGGAAACCGUAGACGGUUCCGCACUAGGCAGCCCAUUGUGCAUUACAGAUGGGAUAUGAUGCAUAGGCUUGGAGAGCCACAGGCCAGGGUGAGAGAAGACAAUAUGGAAAGGUUUGGGGAGGAGUUGAGACAGCUGAUGCAGAAGCUGCAGGAAAAGCAGUUGAGUCACAGUUUGCGGGCUGUCAGUACUGACCCCCCUCACCAUGACCACCAUGAUGAGUUCUGCCUUAUGCCCUGAAUCCUGAUGCUUUCCCUCAAGUUCACAGAGAGCCCCUGAUUCCCAAGUUUACACGUUUGUGAUGUACUGUUGGUGUAAACCUUUUGAUGUCACCCAUUCUCUUUGGUCUCCUCUUAUCAGCUUCUAAUUGAAUGUUGUAUUUUUGAUCCAGUCAGUAAGACUUUCGUUUGCAGAAGGAUUUUGCCUAUUGCAUGGAAAGAUGUUCAUUAUAUAUUGUGAAAUUAAUA
Molecule: messenger RNA, 775 nt
Organism: Lepus europaeus (European hare)
Lineage: Eukaryota; Metazoa; Chordata; Mammalia; Lagomorpha; Leporidae
Gene: BEX1
Product: brain expressed X-linked 1
Exons: 3
Coding region: 177-548 (123 amino acids)
Biological process (GO): signal transduction
Cellular component (GO): nucleus; cytoplasm
Molecular function (GO): signaling receptor binding
Source: RefSeq, a predicted model, not a curated record